This is a messenger RNA of Ustilago hordei, 462 nucleotides long. RefSeq lists its product as uncharacterized. Gene Ontology annotation, cellular component: membrane. The transcript is spliced from 2 exons. Bases 1 to 462 code for a protein of 153 amino acids. Lineage: Eukaryota; Fungi; Basidiomycota; Ustilaginomycetes; Ustilaginales; Ustilaginaceae. The record is from RefSeq and is a predicted model, not a curated record.
AUGUCGAUAUUCUCUAGCACAGUGGCCACGGUGCCCAACUACUCCUACUAUGCCAUCCCCGCAGCCUGGGUCCUGGCUUUCCUCCCGCACCCUUACGCGGCCGCUCUUUCCAAGGGACAGUUUAAGAACGCCCAUCCUCGUCAGUUGCUCCACGACCUGAUGGCCAAGAAGACCAAGACCGAGACCGACAAGAAGAUCAUUCGUGCCGAAAGUGCUCAGUUGAACGGCUUUGAGAACUUGGGCUGGUUCGCAGCUGCUGUUGUUGCUGCAAACGUCGCAAGGGUUCCAAACGGCCAGUUGAACCAGUUGACUGCUGGUUACCUCCUGAGCAGGGCUAUCUUCAACUUGCUCUACAUCUUUGUCACUGACGAGACGACAGCUGCUCUCCGCAGUGGUUCGUUCGUCGCUGGUAUCGGUAUCAUUUUCACUCUUUUCAUCAAGGCUGGUCUGCGCUCUGUCUAA